AUGGACCGCAUCAAGGAGAAACUCAACUCGCUCCGUGUCGAGGCUGAUGCCGCCGCCGAGCGCGCCGACGAGCUGGCGGCCAAGAACAAGCAGCUGGAGCAGGAGCUGCUGACCAAGGACCAGGAGAUUGCGUCGUUGCAGCACAAGCUGAGCGUGGCCGAGGGCGACCUGGACAAGCUCGAGGGCAAGCUGCACGAGCACAAGGCGGUGCGCGAGGAGCACGAGUCCAACGCCACCAACUCGGAAUCGCUGCAGCGCAAGGUCGACCUGCUCGAGAGCGAGCUCGACACUGCCGAAAAGAACCUGCGCGAGACCACGGAAAAGCUGCGUCAGGUCGACGUCAAGGCGGAGCACUUUGAGCGCCAGGUGGCGACGCUGGAGCGCGAGGUGUCGCAGUGGGAGAAGAACACGCCAGGUGGCGGUGGCCCAGACGACAGCGGGGAUGCAGAGGAGGAGCGAUUGCUGGCGGCAGGCGAGGAGGAAGAGGUGGAAGGCGAGCAAGAGAUGGACGACGGCGGAGUGGUCAGCAUGGUGCGGAGCUUGUCGCAGCGGUCGCUCAGUCUGGUCAAGCCGGCAGUGCAGGAGCUGUUGGUGACCUUGCUGGGAGUCUGGGCGCAGAUGCUGCUCAUGCUGCUCGCUUCUGGGCAUGCUGCAGCAUCGCCGGACUACGCAAGUCCUGACAAAGGUGGUAGCGACACAACCAGCAAAGAGUCGGAAGAGCUGCAAGGCGAUUCGCAGCCGAUCUUGCAGGAUACGCUGUCACCCAGAACCAUGCUUGCGGCGUUGCCGGCCCAAGUCUGUACCUGA
Molecule: messenger RNA, 807 nt
Organism: Moesziomyces antarcticus
Lineage: Eukaryota; Fungi; Basidiomycota; Ustilaginomycetes; Ustilaginales; Ustilaginaceae
Product: kinesin family member C1
Exons: 5
Coding region: 1-807 (268 amino acids)
Source: RefSeq, a predicted model, not a curated record